Messenger RNA from Rubroshorea leprosula, 3251 nucleotides. Lineage: Eukaryota; Viridiplantae; Streptophyta; Magnoliopsida; Malvales; Dipterocarpaceae. The record is from the annotation of a GenBank genome assembly.
CUUUCUAAUUUCACUUGCGUUUGCUCAGCAUCUUUCAGGAAAUGCCCACGUUGGUUAUCAGUGUCCAACUUUACCUAUUUCUUCUGCUAAUCUUGCACUAAAAUACCCAUCAAUCAAACCUCUCUUUUAUCAGAAAGAUUAGGUUUGCAAUUGCAGUCAAGAACAACUGUUGCACGCUACUUGUAAUCUGCUUGGCCCAAUUUGUUUGUGUCCAAUGUCUUGAAUAUCUUCUUCUAGACCUGCAGGACCAUUUUUAAUGGCGGACAUAGUAGGGGCAAUCUUCGGUGCAUUGAGUUGCAUUUGUGGUACUCCAACCUGCAAUUGUAUAGAUCAAUAUCGAAAUUUUAAUGAUGAUGUGGGUGAGCUGAGAAGCAUAUUGGACACUCUAACCAACCGAAAGCAAGAUAUAGAAUCAAGAAUAGAAGAAGCAGAGGCUCGCGCGGGACAAAUGGUUAGACGAGAAGUGCAAGAUUGGCCUAAGCAAGCACAAGAGAUCAAUGUUGGUGUGCGAGCAUUUUUAGAAAAGGUACAGGGAGUCAAGUGGUACAAGCGUGCCUGUCUUGACAAACGUGUUUGCAGAAAAAUUAAAGUGGUGGCGGAUAUGAUUGAAAAAGGUAGAUUUCCUGAAGGCCUUUUUAUUGAGAGAGCUCCAGCUCAUGGAAACAUAAUUCCAUUAGAGAAUUUAGUGGGGGAAAUAUCUACUAAAGAAGAAAUUUGGAGGUACUUGAUGGGUGAUGAGGUUGGAUUGAUCGGAGUUUGUGGGACUGGUGGAGUUGGAAAGACUAUGAUCAUGAAGAAUCUCCACAAUGAUUUACAGGGGGAGACUAGAUUUCAAAAAGUGAUAUGGGUUACUGUAUCAUAUCCUCUCAAUGUUUUUGAGUUACAAAGGAAGGUUGCUGGUGCUAUGGGUGAAAGACUUCGAGAUGAUGAAGAGGUGAUGAUGCGAGCAGGCGCACUAAUGGAAAUAAUGAGAAGAGUGACUUUUGUGCUAAUAUUAGAUGAUGUAUGGGAAAGGUUCUCUCUCAGUGAUGUUGGAAUUCCAAAACCGACAGUGCAAAAUGGGUGCAAAGUAAUUAUUACUAGUAGAUUGACAGAAGUAUGCAGUUAUUUAGAUUGUAAGAUUGUUAAAGUGCAACCUCUUUCACAAGAGGAGUCUCUAACUCUGUUCCUCAAUAAGGUUGGGCAUGAUGUUUUACUAAUUUCUGGGUUGGAAAAAAUCUUGCAGACUAUUGUGAAGGAGUGUGCUGGUUUACCACUUGCUAUUGUUGUGAUAGCAGGGAGUAUGAAAGGAGUGGAUGAUAUUAAGGUGUGGAGAAAUGCACUGACUGAAUUACAAGAAUGUGUUAAGAGUGUGAAAGGUUCGGAGGAUGAGAUAUUUUUGCGGUUAAAAUUUAGUUUUGAUCGUUUGCCUAAUGAGAAAAUUAGAAAUUGUUUUCUUUAUUGCUCCUUGUUUCGCGAAGAUUAUUUAUUUCGAGGGGAGGAAUUGCUAGAAGGUUGGAUUGAUGAAGGAUUAAUGGAUGGAUUGAGUAGCAGGCAAGCAGCUUAUGACAGGGGCCAUGCCUUUUUACAUGUGCUUGAAAAGAAUAGCUUGUUAGAGAAACAUUUCGAGAAGUAUCUUAAGAUGCAUGAUGUUGUGAGAGACAUGGCUAUCAGAAGCAUUGGUCCCAGAGUUGGAUAUAUGGUAAAAACUGGUAGGAAAUUGACAAGUGUACCAAAUGAACAUGAGUGGGCUAGAGAUCUUAAUAAGGUAUCUCUAAUGGCAAAUGACAUUUCAAAAAUUUCGAUUGGAUUGACUCCAAAGUGUCCGACCUUGUCAACUUUGAUAUUAUCCAACAAUCCUUUGACAGAGAUUCCAGAAUCCUUUUUUGAGGAUAUGAGUCAACUCAAGGUUCUUGAUCUUUCUCUAACUCUUGUUGAAACUUUACCUAGUUCCAUCUCUAAGUUGAAGUAUCUCUCUGCAUUGCGGUUAUUGGGGUGCAGAAAGUUAAAGUACUUGCCUUCCUUAGAGAAGCUUGUGGCAUUGAAGAAGUUAGAUCUGCAAGGGACAGGAAUUGAGGUGGUCCCUCAAGGCAUGGAGAUGUUAGUAGGUCUUGAAUAUCUUGAUUUAUGGUGUAUGAAUUUGAAAGAGUUUUCAACAGGAAUAUUGUCUACAUUAUCUAGUCUCCAGUAUUUGGUGGUAACAAACGAAAGGGGAACAAACCAAGGGGGGCCUAUUGUAAUGAUAAACUCAGAAGAGGUUGCUAAAUUGAGAAAGUUGGAGAUUAUACAAUGUAAUGUUGAAGACAUGCAAGACUUCAAUUAUCUUAUGAGGGAGUUUAAAAAUUUUCAGAGUUUUAUUGUUUACAAGCUUCGAGUGGGAACAAAAAUGGACCUUGGUAUGGAUUAUCUUAGUUCUAAUCAUAAAUGUAUACUUAUAAUUAGUGUGACAUUAGAGAAGAAUGUAUAGUGCUUCCAGAUAAACUUAGGCAUUUGCGGAUCCAUAAAUGUAAAAACCUCAGAAGCAGCUUAAACAAUGCAGUUUUGUUAGAGAAUGCAACCGAGUUGGGUGCUUGUAUUAUUAGUGAUUGUGAAGAGACAGAGUACGUGGUUGAGUUGGAUUCAUCCUCAUCCUCAUCGUGUAAACCAGUGCUUGAUAAGCUUGAAAAAUUGUGUCUUUGGGAUUUGCCUAGGUUGUGGGCACUCGUGAGAGUGGAAGGAGUAGCAACACCGUCAUGUGUGUUUUCCAAUCUUAAGACACUUUAUUUAAGGAAAUGUUCAAGAAUGAGGAAGUUGCUUCCACUUGAGCUACUGCAGGCCUUCCAAAACUUAGAGAUGAUUGAAGUUGAUGGUUGUGAACAAAUGGAAGAGAUAAUAGCCUCAUCAGAUUCAGAUGCAUCAUCGGAUAAGUUCAGCAUCACUUUUCCUAAAUUAAGGAAAUUGCACUUGCGGGGGUUACCCCAAUUGAAGAACAUCUGCAGUGCCAAAGGAGUUAUGGUUUGCGAUUCUAUUAAAUACAUUUGGAUAAGUGAAUGUCCUGAGUUAAAGAGGAUCCCUGUGCAGCUUCCCCUGCUUGAUAAUGGCCAACCAUCUCCUCCUCCUCAUCUUAAAGAAAUCUACAUUAAGGAAAAGGACAAAGAAUGGUGGGAAUCAGUGGAGUGGGAUCAUCCUAACGCUAAGAACAUACUUCAACCCUUUGUUGUAACAAGAGUGGGAUCAUCCUCACGCUAAGAACAUACUCCAACCCUUUGUUGCAAUAAGUAUGAUGAGGUGAU